AUGGCGUCACUGAAUUGUUCGAUAAACGGCCCCUCCAUCCGGAGCAGCUAUCAGGCCGUCAUUAAUGGCCCCGCCGUCUCGUCGACAUCGCCGACUGCUGCCCGCUGGGCGCUGUUCACGGUCCAAGCACCCCUGGUGAGCGCUUUUCAGAAUACUGUUGCAAAGGAGAGCAUACUCAAGGUUGAGAGCACCGGAGACGGUGAGCUCAGUGAACUCGUCGAGGAAUUCAACGAAGGCCGCAUCCAGUUUGCCUUUGUCAAAGUCAAGGACCCCAAUACUGGUCUUCCCAAGCAUGUUUUGAUCGCCUGGUGUGGCGGUGGUGUUCCCGAGCGCACCAAGGGCUACUUCACCAGUCAUGCUGCUGCCGUCACCAAACUCCUCCAUGGCUACCACGUGCAGAUCACAGCCCGCUCAGAGACCGACCUUCUCCCCGAGGACAUCAUUCAGAAGGUCGCCGAUGCUUCCGGCGCCAAAUACUCGGUCGCAUCUUCGGCUCCCGCGCAUUCCCCCGCCCCUGCCGCUGUUCCUCCCCCCGUUGCUAAGAAGCCCGUCUUCACCCCAACAACCUCAGUGACGACAAGCUCUUUCAACCUCGCUGUUCGUUCCCGUAGGCGCGAUGACGACGAUGACGGCUGGGGUGACGCACCACCCGUUACGAGAACCGAGCUCGAGAAGGUGGAGCCGGCCUACAAGCCAACCAAAGUGGACAUUGCGGAAUUAAGGAAGAACAAGGACGACUCGAGGUCCAGCGAACCAUCGAGAGAUGAUAGGCCUAGCGAUAUCAUCAAAGGCGGCUACCAGCCCGUCGGGAAGGUUGAUAUUGCUGCCUUGAGAGCACAGGCGAAGCAGGAAGACCGGCCGACUCCUGUAAAGGGUUCCUAUGAGCCUGUUGGCAAGGUCGACAUCGCAGCUAUUCGUGCCCGGGCACAGCAAAAAGAAGACGAGCCUGCCCCUCUAAAAUCUGUCGCCGAACGUAGCGCUGCCUUCACCCAAGCCGAACGUCUGACCGAGCUUCCUAAGCCGAAGGUUGCCAAAAAGUUCGGCAGCACCCCCUUUACGGGAACAAAGGCUCCAACUCCUAUUGGAAUGGGCUUUGGAGCUCCUUCGGUCCCUCCGCCACCAACUGUAGGCAGCGCUAGCAGGACGUUUGCUGAUCAAGGCGGCAAGACGCCGGCUCAAUUGUGGGCAGAAAGAAAGGCCAAGCAAGGAGGCGCUACGCCCAGCGCGGUCUCUCCUCCCCCUGCAGCGACCACCAUCACGGCACAAAAGAGCGGCACCGAGUGGAAGAGCGGGUACACGGGCAGGACUUGGGCCCCUGUCCAAACUACCAACUUCGGUCGAGGCGGUGUGGAGAAACAAAAGACAGGCGGGACGGAGCGGUCCGAGCCUGAGCCCGAGCCACAGCAGCCCGUGCUGACUGGAGGGAGCGUUUCUGCUCUGCGCGAAAAGUUCAAGGAUGCUGCUCCCCUCGGGACAACGCCGCGCUCUCCCUCGAGCGUUGCUACUCGUAGUGAAGAUGAGCCGAUCCCUCCGCCGCCGCCAAUGGGCAGCAGGCCUGUGGGCGGUGUUGCAUUGCCCGGUCUGCCUUCCAGACCCACAGCCGCAAACCAGGAAGAGGAGAAGAAGGAGGAAGAACCCCCCGCCGUACCCUCCAGGAACUAUGAAGAGCGUGAGCCGUCACCAGUCAGGGUCGCAAUGCCUGUCCCUCGUAGUGCCGUUCCGGAGAUUGAGCCCCCGGCCGAGCGGCUACCCCCUCGUCCUAUCCCAGCUCCUGAAGAGGUGCCCAAGGAGGAGGAGCUGCCCGUGGACCAGGAGAUCCAGAACCCGAGAACCACGGCAGCGGUGGCUGCCACAGUUGCCAGUGAAGCGCUGAGUCGUUCUGCAAGCAGCGGCGCUGACACUGCAGGUCGGAGCGGCAGGAAGGCUCUGAUUCAGUAUGAUUAUGAUAAGGCGGAGGACAACGAGAUCGAUCUCAGGGAAGGCGAAUACGUGACUAAUAUCGAAAUGGUCGAUGAUGACUGGUGGAUGGGUACCAACUCCAAGGGCGAGACUGGCCUGUUCCCGAGCAACUACGUAGAAUUGGUGAAUGAUGACGAGACGGGGGCUGCCGAAGCCUCUACCGCCGCACCACCAUCGCCUGCUCCUCCUGCAGCGACGCAGCCUCCUCCCGCCCCUGCUGUCCCUGCCGCUUCUACCGGACCAACGGCAACGGCCCUGUUUGAUUACGAGGCCGCCGAAGACAAUGAACUGAGCUUCCCGGAAGGGGCCAAGAUCACCAACCUGGAGUUUCCUGAUGAAGACUGGUGGUUCGGUCACUAUAACGGCGCAUCCGGCUUGUUCCCUGCCAACUACGUCCAGCUCGACUCGUAG
Molecule: messenger RNA, 2370 nt
Organism: Thermochaetoides thermophila DSM 1495
Lineage: Eukaryota; Fungi; Ascomycota; Sordariomycetes; Sordariales; Chaetomiaceae
Product: putative actin binding protein
Exons: 3
Coding region: 1-2370 (789 amino acids)
Biological process (GO): regulation of actin filament polymerization
Cellular component (GO): cortical actin cytoskeleton; site of polarized growth; plasma membrane
Molecular function (GO): actin filament binding
Source: RefSeq, a predicted model, not a curated record